UGGGGGGCGGGGCCGAGGUCCCCAGUCCGGUGGCUGCCGGGUGGGGCGGCACCAUGAAGUCAGCCAAGAAGGACUCCCGCUCCCGAGUCCCCGCUGGCAGGGUUUUAGAGCCCACCGAGAACAUCAAAGAAAAGAAGCGGGCAAAGAUCCCUGAGCAGUCCACGCCCCCCAUCCAGGAGGAGCCUGAGCCGGUCAGCAACGUGCUGCAGGGAGAUGACAUUCUCGCCUUGGCCAUUCAGAAGGAGGACUUGAGGAAGCAACACAUCCCUCGCCACGUGGAAGACAGCCCCGCCGUUACCCAGAAAAUUUUCAUCCGUAAGCUCAAACCCAGGGAUUCUCGGAAGAAGGUCCAGCACUUAGUAGCACACCCCGCACACCCAGAUGUGGCCGAGAAGCCCCUGGACUACUCGGGUCCCCGUGACAGCUUUGAUGGCCGGGACCGGAUCCUGCCUCACCACAUCUUGGGGACUCUCCAGGACUUCAAGAGAAUUGCACUUGCUCGAGGGAACACACGGCUGGCUGAGCUGAUCCGCACCCCACCCAGCGUCACGACCCUCAUCUCAGCUAGGGAAGAGCCAACACCAGAGGUCCCGAAGCAACAGGAGAGGCAUCCCUGGGCCCGGCCGCCUCAGCAAAACUUCCUGAAACACUGGCGCAGGCACCUGGCCCUGAGGAAGAAGCAGCAGGAAGCCCUCAGUGAGCAUCUGAAGAAGCCGGUCAGUGAGCUGCUGAUGCACUCAGGAGAGACCUACAGACAGAUCCAGGAGCAGCGGGAGUGCAUCAACCGCUGGCUGCCGACCAGGCACGAUGGCAAAGACUACAAGGAGACCAGUGCGUUCUGGAGUCCCCUGGAAUACCUGGGAGGAGAGAUGACGGGUUUGCUCAUCACCAAGACCAAAACCCAGCGUGGUCUGGUGGAGCCCAUCACCUGCGUCAGGAAGCCUCGAUGCGUUCAGAUGGAGACCGGAUUACCAGCCUCAAAGGAUGCUGGGUACCGCGGUGCCUGGGACCGCAGUCUCUUCCUGAUCUACCGGCGCAAGGAGCUGCAGAGCCUGAUGGCCGAGCUGGACUUCAGCCAACAGGACAUCGAUGGCCUGGAGGUGGUGGGCCGAGGGCAGCCCUUCUCAUCUGUCUCCGUGGAGGAGAGCAUGGUGUCUGAAAAGAGCCAGGAGGACAUUUCAGAAGACGAUGACCAGGACUUCUGCCCUGGUCAUGGUGACGCAGCCCCCAUGCCGAUUCUCGGCCCUUCUCUGCUCUUCUGUGGGAAGCCGGCUUGUUGGGUCAGAGGCCAUAACCCCCAGGACAAGAGCCAGGUUGGAAUUGGGGUGCGCCUGACCUUCGAAACCCUCGAAGGGGAGAAGACAUCCUCAGAACUGACUGUGGUCAAUAAUGGCACGGUGGCCAUUUGGUACGACUGGCGACGGCGGCCCCAGCCCGACUUUUUCCAGGACUUGAAGAAAACCAGGAUGCAGCGGUUCUAUUUUAACAACCGGGAAGGUGUGAUUCUGCCCGGAGAAACAAAAACCUUUACCUUCUUCUUCAAGUCUUUGAAUGCCGGGGUCUUCAGGGAGUCCUGGGAGUUCCGAACCCACCCCACCCUCCUGGGCGGCGCCGUCCUGCUGGUCACUCUGCAGGCAGUGUCCCUGACCCAGGACGUUUUCAGGGAUGAGAGGAAGUUGCUGGAGAGCAAGCUGGCUGCCCACGAGUCGGCUACCAUCGUCCACAGCGUGCUGCAGGAGCUCCUGAGGGGCAUCCUGACCCCCGAGCGCAUGCCAUCCCCGGUGGAUGCCUACCUGACAGAGGAGGACCUGUUCCACCACAGGAACCCUGGGCUGCAUUACCAGUAUCAGGUGGUUCAAGGCCUCCACCAGCUGUGGCACCAGUACAUGAUCCUGCCCCUCAAGGACAGGGAGUCCCGGCCCAGCCAGGAAGAGCUCCCGAGCUCCCGGAUGCAGGCAGCCUCUCCAGAGAAGGUGAAUCCUGAGAACUUCAGGAGUCCAGUCCUGGAGCUCCAGCUACGCCAGCAGGAGAGCAAGGCCUAUAGGGACUCCCAGGAUCCCUCCCUGUCCCAGAAGCCUGCUUCAGGGACCAAGAAUUCCCUGCGCAAAAGCAUCAUGGAGGAGAUCCUGGUGGAGGAGAGCCCAGACCUGGAGAGCUUCAGGAGUUACUCAGAGCCCAGCGGCUUCUCCUUGCCAGAGUGGAACCUCUGCCUGGGGGACCUCAGAAAGGCCGUGAUGACCCUCCCCGAGGAGCACGAAAGAGAGGAUGCGCUUGUCAGGGUCAACAGGGCAGCCCUGGAGCUGUGCCCAGAACAGAGGCCGCUGCAGGCCAACCUCCUGCACCAGCUGUGUCUGCAGCUGUGGCGAGACGUGACCGACAGCCUGGUGAGCCACUCCCUGUGGCUGCGGGUGCUGCUGAGCCUCCCGGAGAAGGAGACUGUGUAUGUGUUCGCCCCCGAAGAGCAAGAUCAGAAAUCAGUUCCCACCAUGGAAAUAAAGGCAACAGUUGGGAAACCUGGGAAGGAGGAGCGGAAAGGGACUGCCCAGGAGAAGAAGCAAGGGGCCACCAAGGACAAAGAGGACAAGAAAGGAGCCAAGACGCCCGUGAAAGAGGACCGCGCGAACAGCAAAAAGCAGAAGGUGAAGGAGGACAAGAAAGUGGUAAAGUCCUCGAGUCGAGACCGACUGUCCUUGGAAGACCCCACACCCGACAGCGCCAUGGCGUCUCAGGAGCCCGCCGACCCCCUGGUCCUGGAGAAAUACAUGCACCGGCUGCACACCGAGGUCUACGGGCUGCUGGACGCCCUGGUGACCGACCUGAUGGUGCUGGCUGAUGAGCUCAGCCCCGUGAAGGAUACUGAGGAACAGCUGUAUGUCUAACUGCCUCAGCCGUGUGACCUCCUGGGUAACAGUGAUGUCAAUAAAGAAUAUUUAGUUUUCUAGAA
Cavia porcellus (domestic guinea pig) is the source of this 2944-nucleotide messenger RNA. RefSeq names its product MYCBP associated protein (gene Mycbpap). Lineage: Eukaryota; Metazoa; Chordata; Mammalia; Rodentia; Caviidae. The transcript is spliced from 19 exons. The record is from RefSeq and is a predicted model, not a curated record. The coding region runs from base 54 to 2879 and encodes 941 amino acids.